Messenger RNA from Vigna radiata var. radiata (mung bean), 600 nucleotides. RefSeq lists its product as uncharacterized. Gene Ontology annotation, molecular function: DNA binding. Bases 1 to 600 code for a protein of 199 amino acids. The record is from RefSeq and is a predicted model, not a curated record. Lineage: Eukaryota; Viridiplantae; Streptophyta; Magnoliopsida; Fabales; Fabaceae. The transcript is spliced from 3 exons.
AUGAAUCCUUCAUUAGAUCUUUCACCAGAUCUAGUGGCAUUAGUUACAAAUAAUAUUCAAAGUUCUGGUGAAGACCUUUUUGUUGAUGUUCAUGAUCAAGGUGUUGCUUUUGCUUAUAGUCAUGCUCCAACUCCUUCCACUGUUGUUCCUACCACUAAUAUCACUCANCUUCCUUCCCCUCAUAACAUUACUUUAUCCCAUCACGCUGGGUUUGAUUGGGUUUCUAUUGAGCCACCUAAACAUGCUCUUCCUACUUAUAUCAUGUCGUUGGAUGAAACAUCAUCCAAAGAUGAUGUGUUGAACUGUGCAAAUCNCAUGGAAAGUUGCAAUAAUUCAAUUGGCGCAGUUCCUNNUAAGAAAUGGAAGCAUUGGACUGAAGAUGAACACAAGUUAUUUGUCCUCGGACAUGCCAAAUAUCAAGACAAUUGGAAAGAAGUAUCAAAAAAUUUUGUCCCCUCAAAAACUCCAACCCAAAUUGCAAGUCAUGCUCAAAAAUACUUCCUUCGUCAAAACAUCCCGGAGAACAACAGAAAAAGGAAGAGCAUUCAUGACAUCACUUUGCAGGACAUUGCCACCGUUGUAACUCCUUCUUACAUUUGA